GUCCUGCUGAGAUCGGGAUUUGGUCUCGUCCAAUUACCAGAAUCACGGGUAUAUUUUAUCCAUGUGCAUAACAUGAUCGACAGGGUUCUGGAAUUGCCCCGGCUGUAACGCACGAUUCAAAUUUUUGGGUGUGGAAAAUGUCACUCGUCGAGGAUCACGUACGACGUCUGGAUCUCUACCUCGACAAGCUGCACUUACGAGCGUUCGACUCAGCGCAGCCGUCGAGCACGGACCAGGAUGAGUCCGUAAAAAUAGCCCAUCACCUAUUCGCUCCGCCCGUUGCCGCGCUCGCCGGAAUCGCGAGAGCUUUGUCGGCGGGAUCUUCCUCCGGCCCGCUCUUGAAGCCCUCCAAACUUCUGGAUCUGUUGCGCCAGGUCUGCCGGCUGAGGUCUGAUCUGGAGCACAGCGAAGCCGGGUUGGAUGAUGGUUACGCCCCAGACCUCGUGUGGAUGGUGGCGGCAAAGGCCACCGUUCAGGCAUUCGCCAUCGUGGUCAACGCGUUAUUGGAAGAGACUGCUCCGCUGAGUGAGGGUAUCUGGUACUGGGAUGGUGUUCUGGGAUCAUACUUCAAUAGUGGCCUGUAUGCCAUUCAGACCUCGCCAUUGCGAUUCGGCAACCGGAUCAAGGACAUCUAUCACCAUGUCUGCCGGCUACGACCUCAGUCGCGCUUCGAAUUGGACAGUUCAACCCUGUCAGCGCGCUGGGGCACGUUUUACCAGCUCGUGCGAGAGAGUGUGAGGCAGCAGAGCAUGUCACAAGCCAAGCAGUUAAUGCUGUCUCCCUUCCAGUUAUGUAGGUCAGAGGCCAGGCGGAAUAGGCGAAGCUUGAGGAAGAUGCGGGAGCUGAAUGCUUGUGCCGUCGGCCUCUUGAUGGAAGAAGCCCUGCUGUUCGAUUUCGACGAAGAGGAUACCGAUACCAACACUGCCAAUGCCAAUCCAGAGGACUGGCAAGAUACUGUUUUCCGGACGACUCUACUCAUACGAACUAUUCUCAAUAAUGUUAAUGAUCUCAGCAAUGAUUUUAACGGAUUUGAAGACAAUGUGUUUGCCAGUGUUGAUGCAGUCGACGCACCAUUUAUUGAAGAGAGCCAUCAAAAGCCUUUGUUUGAUCAAGCUUUCAGUGUCAUCCAGCAGCUUAUAGAUAUUUUGGAAGAACAAUUGCCGCACCAACGACUUUUGUCACGGGGUCUUACCCGUCAGUAUGGGCGUCCUUCUCGGCUCGUUCGCUAUUGGCUUCCUGCAUCUGCAUUUCUGUUCUCUUCCAGUACCAUUCUGAAUAUAUUGACAAAUAGACGUGCAGAGUUGGUCACUUGGGUCCGAGAACUGGGAACUACAAUGAAAGAUUUCUGGGUGAACUGGGUCAUUGAGCCCUUGAAUCAACUGGUUGGAACAAUACGCCAUGACGAGAAGAGCGAAGUGGCCUUGAUGAGCAAAGGCAGCUUGCAAUCAGACUUUGCUAGCCUAGAGCGUAUGGUUGUGGAUUACGCCAUCCGGCAUCCUGAGCAUGGACCCGACCGCGCGUUCACUCCUGCUGAGCUCGAGCAAAUCCGGUCGGGUGUCAGGGAAGGAGAUCUCACUCUCGUCCUAAAGGCCUAUGAGCGGGAUUUGCAGAGCCCUUUUAUGGGUGCUGUUCGAGGGGACUUGAUUACAACCUUGCUUAUACAGAUUCAGAAAACCAAGGUGGACGUCGAAGUUGCAAUGAGUGGGAUUGAUUCUCUCCUCCAAAGCCAACAGCUAGUUUUUGCUUUCAUCGGCCUGACUCCUGGUAUCCUUGUCUCCUAUUCGGCUAUCACCUGGCUCACCAAUGUUUUUGGUAGUCAGAAGGGACUACGACGGGGUAAGAGGCGUGAAGAAGCAAGACGGUCACUACGAGCGGUCAAUCGCAUCCUAGCCUCUUCAGUGCCUACCCCAACGGGAGUAUUAUCUUAUAAGGACCACGGCCUAUUGAUCUGCGAGGCGGAGAUCCUUCGUCGAAGAGCAUAUGCAGUUUUACCUGGACACAUAUAUCACGAGUUCCAUGAGGACCUGACCGACCUUCUGAAUGUUAGUUCUGGUAUCGUCCAACAAUUGAGGGUUUUAGAGCAAAUCCGAUGGGCGUAUUCCCGAUGGAUCUGUUAGUGAAAUGACG
Molecule: messenger RNA, 2127 nt
Organism: Coccidioides posadasii C735 delta SOWgp
Lineage: Eukaryota; Fungi; Ascomycota; Eurotiomycetes; Onygenales; Onygenaceae
Gene: NCA2
Product: Nuclear control of ATPase protein 2
Cellular component (GO): mitochondrial outer membrane
Source: RefSeq, a predicted model, not a curated record